AUGGAUUCUAGAUAUGCCACAAGCGUCUCCGAAGCAGCACAUAUAUUGGGACGUUGUUUACAUUUACCAGACGUCGUAUCCUUUGUACAAGGACUAAACGGCAGAUUCACUGCACGUCAAGUAGCUGCUCGUGAUGUUUAUGGGAAUGCUGAGUUCCGCUCCUUCUACACCUAUGUUUGUUCCUUGGCCCACAUCAAACGAUUGGCAAAAGAAGAGGAGGAAUUGAAGUUGCUUCCAGCUCUAUCAAACCACGCGCAUCGUCAGUUCAAGGACGUAGUUUUUCAAGUGUCUCAAGUUGUCUGGAUGGAUCUCGGCGGGUGCAGAAAGUAUUGGUUUCCCCCUGAACGACCUGAAGAAGGAACACACAGUCAAGCACCGUUAAAGGAAUUUACAGUAAAGAGCGAAGAUCAUGAAAUAGAUGAAAAAUUCGUUUUCACUUAUGAUGAUGGUGUUUACACUGCCAGAUUGGACCAGGCCACGGCAUUCUCAACGUUUUAUACGAAUGAAGCAAUAUAUCAAGCGGCAGGCAAAGAAUUCUGUAUAGCAUUGGAUGUUGCACUGGCUAUGAGUGGUUCCGAGGCAGUUGUCGGGUCGUACUAUUCCGUGAUGAAUACGCAGUCGAAGGCAGAGGGUCAAUUGAAUGACACCCUCACCCAGCGAACAAACGUAGACUGGUGUUUCCUCAUGCCUUUACAGUGUGUGGAAACUAUUAGAGAGGUGGCGUCCCUAUAUUUGGACGGCAAUAAAGAGAUCGGACUACCACGUCAUCAAAUUCCAGUGUUCGUGGAUGAACGAGGUCGCGCUUUAAACAAGUAUGCACUGUACAGAACUGAUUACUUUGUUUUAAAUGAAAAAGAUAAAGACUACAAAAAGUAG
Paramuricea clavata is the source of this 876-nucleotide messenger RNA. The record is from the annotation of a GenBank genome assembly. NCBI's taxonomy places the organism in Eukaryota, Metazoa, Cnidaria, Anthozoa, Malacalcyonacea, Plexauridae.